Naegleria fowleri is the source of this 804-nucleotide messenger RNA. RefSeq lists its product as uncharacterized. The transcript has a single exon. The record is from RefSeq and is a predicted model, not a curated record. The coding region runs from base 1 to 804 and encodes 267 amino acids. Lineage: Eukaryota; Heterolobosea; Eutetramitea; Acrasida; Naegleriidae.
AUGAACAGAAACAAUCAUCAACUUCUAUUACAACAACAAUCACAGGCCUGUCCUCUUCUCCGAUAUGCAUCAAAUUGCUGUCAUCAAAGCAAGAAGCAUUCCGAUCCAUCCUCAACCCUCUCCUCACCUAAAGCUGUUCAAACAACAGAAACAGCAACAACCCCAGAAACUACCAUCCACCGUGCAUCCCAAAGUGAUUUUGUAAAUACUCAAGCCUCUUCACGUACUGGCAAUUUUGUGGAUGUUUCAUUAUCAUCAUCGGAUCUUUCAUCCUCAACACCAAAUACAGCAACAACAACAACACUCUCUCCUUGGACCAGUAAAUUUUGGACCUGCAAACAUUCCUGGAAACGGGCCUCAUUCAAUACACUCAAUUGUUUAAUUGGCUGCUCCAUUGGAGACUUUGGAAUGCUAUGGUUUUUAACGAGCCAAUAUCCAACCUUGUCCAUGGCAUUCAUUAUGCCCAUUUGCAUGGCUUCAGGUAUUGCCACGAGUUUAGCUCUUGAAACCACCCUACUAAAAUGGAAAGAAAACUUUUCAUCGGUGUUUGAGGCAUUCAAAGUGGCUUGUAAGAUGAGCUUUUUCAGUAUGGCCAUCAUGGAACUCUCUGAAAACGUGGUAGAUUAUGCCAUGAUGACGUAUUGGGGUUUGAUUAACAAUGAUGGAACUGGAUGCACAUCCAUGUUGCAAAUUCAUGAACCAGCGUUUUGGAUUUCGCUUGUUGCCUCACUUUCAAUGGGCUAUCUUGUUCCUUUGCCUUAUAAUUAUUAUCAAUUGAAGAAGCAUGGCAAGAGUUGUCAUUAA